Tremella mesenterica DSM 1558 is the source of this 1629-nucleotide messenger RNA. RefSeq lists its product as uncharacterized. Gene Ontology annotation, cellular component: cytoplasm. The record is from RefSeq and is a predicted model, not a curated record. The transcript is spliced from 16 exons. Gene Ontology annotation, biological process: aldehyde metabolic process. Gene Ontology annotation, molecular function: aldehyde dehydrogenase (NAD+) activity. Lineage: Eukaryota; Fungi; Basidiomycota; Tremellomycetes; Tremellales; Tremellaceae. Bases 1 to 1629 code for a protein of 542 amino acids.
AUGUCUUCCAAACCCUCUCAAGAAAUCAUGGAUACUCCAAUUCAUAUCGAUACACCUCUCGAGGAAAUCGGAGAGGUGUAUAAUAAAUUGAAAGAUUGUUUUCAUUCUGGUAUAACGACAAGUUUAGAUUAUAGGAUUUACAAUCUCAAACAAUUAGGAUAUCUUUUACAUGAUAAUGAGAAAAGGAUCGAGUUGGCAUUGAAACUUGAUCUCGAUAAGGGUAGACAAGAUAUGGCUUUGAGUGAUCUCAUGGCUACUUAUAACGAGAUUGAACUAGCCAUUCGUUGUACGAAGAAAUGGAUGAAAGAUGAAACUCAAUAUAAAGAUGCUUUAUUAGCUUAUAAAUUCAUGAGACCUAGUGUGAAGAAACAACCUAGGGGUUUGGCUUUGAUUAUAAGUCCUUGGAAUUUCCCCUGGCAAUGUUCUUUGUGUCCUUUGGUAGGAGCCAUAGCGGCCGGUUGUCCAGCUAUCAUAAAACCUUCGGAACUUGCACCUACUUCUUCCGCCCUUCUGGCUGAAUUAUUACCUCGAUAUUUAGAUCCGGAAGGUUAUGCUGUGGUUCUUGGAGGAGUUGAACAAUCCACCAAGUUGUUGGAAUACCAAUGGGGUCAUAUCCUUUUUACCGGAUCCAACAGAGUCGGAAAAUUGGUCGCUGCAGCAGGGGCGAAAACCCUCAGUCCUACCACUCUCGAAUUGGGAGGGAAAAGUCCGGUGAUAUUGAGCAGUUGUGCAGAUGUUAGAAUAGCCGCUGCUAGGAUGUUCAGUAUCAAGCAAUUCAGUUGUGGACAGAUGUGCGUUGCUCCGGAUUAUGUGCUGUGCGCCAAAGAUAGGGUGGACGAUUUUGUUGAGGCUUGUAAAGAUGUUCUGAAAACUCAAUACCCUUCUUCACCCGAUCCAAACGCUAUGAUCCACUCACCUUCUACUUCUGCAAUGCAGAAUGAGGCCGCUUUUCAACGUCAAAUGAACAUACUUGAUAAAGCGGAAGCAGAGGGUAAGUUGGUGUACAGAGGAGAAGAAGAUCGUCUACGUCGUCGGAUGGGAUUCAGUGUUGUGAAAUUGAACGAGGAUGGGAAAGAUGAGACUGGACCUUUGGUUGAAGAAGAAUUGUUCGGUCCUGUCUUACCUGUGAUCCCCGUCCGAGACAUAGAUGCCGCUAUACGGUACAUAAACUCCCGACCUCAUCCCCUCGCUCUUUACGUAUGUUCAAGCAAACGCUCGGCGUUCGAUAAAGUGGUAAAUGAAACGACGAGCGGGUCUAUAACUUGGAAUGAUUUUGGUUUCGCUACCAUCUCACGAACACAACCGUUUGGCGGGGUAGGGGAUUCAGGAUGGGGAUCUUAUCAUGGUUACGAUGGAUUCCGAACUUUUAGUCAUUUCAAGACUGUUAUAAAAGUACCUCUCAUAUUCGAACCCAUCAUGUCCCUCCGUUAUCCUCCAAUGUCCCGAUUGAAAGAAAACUUAUUCGUAUAUUUCCUAUGUAUGGGUAUACCUUACAAUCGACCUGUAAGUGUAGAGGAUGAAAGGAGAAAGAGACGAAGGGGAGAGAUGAUCAGUUGGGUCAUAUGGAUUAUUGGAAUCACAAUAGUAGGGUAUGGUUUGUGGGUCUUGAUUCGAAACAAGUUGGCGUAA